AUGGCGGACAAGGCAAAGGAUCGCAUGGCUGCCAUUGGCAAGCAGCUCCAGCCCGUGCAGAGGGUAGCUGCGGGAUCCAAUACCCCGCGCGCAAAGGGCAAGGUUGCCAUCAUCACAGGAGCCAACUCCCUUCUCGGCAUCGGCCGAGCCACCGCCCACCAGUUCGCCGAGAGCGGUGCGAGGGCCGUCUACCUCUGCGACUUCGACAACUCCAACCUCGAGGCCCACAAGGCGGAGAUGGCGGCAGCAUACCCUUCGGUCGAGGUACACACGUGGCAGUUCGACGCCGCCGAGGAGGCCAAGGUCAAGGCCGUGGUAGACGACGCCAUGUCGCGGUACGGCCGUCUCGACGUCUUCUUCGCCAACGCGGGCGUGGUCGGCGGAAUGUCAGCCUUUACCGAAUACAGCGACGAACAGUUCAUGUCGGUCCUCAAGACCAACACCCUCAGCGUCUUCCUCGCCGCCAAGUACGCCGCCCCCGCCAUGGGCAAGACUUCCGCCGACAAGGCUCAACCAGGCGGCAGCAUCAUCGGCACCGCCUCGGUAGCGGGAAUCCGCUCCAAUGCCGGCUCCACGCCCUACUCGGCAUCCAAGGCGGCCGUCAUCUCCCUCGUGCAGACCAUCGCGUACCAGCUCGCCGGUAGCAACGGCAAGAUUGGCCAGCUCAACCCGAUGAAGCGCGGAGGUCACGCCGACGAGAUUGCGCGCGUGGUACUCUUCCUCGGCAGCGACGAGGCUAGCUACGUCAACGGGCAGGCGUGGGCGGUAGACGGAGGAUUGAGCGCGGGACACCCCUACGUUCCCGGAAAGGUGGCUUAG
This is a messenger RNA of Parascedosporium putredinis, 819 nucleotides long. Lineage: Eukaryota; Fungi; Ascomycota; Sordariomycetes; Microascales; Microascaceae. The record is from the annotation of a GenBank genome assembly.